AUGCGCACCAUCGCAAACAUUGUCCACUCGUCCUUUCGACGGGUCGAACGUGCAGCUGACUGGCUCACAGGAUGCGCCGGUCCCGUCUUUGUGGCCAUCUGCAUCACACUUGUCGCCGGCGGCAUAUGGACGUUCUUCACUACCAUGUUCCUAGAGCUUGCUCCUAUACCCAUCGAGCUUGCCAACCUUUUUCAUACCUAUUCUCCCGCACAUAUCGCCCUCGGUCUGGUUCCAACCGUGCUCGACUCGGCCACAAACGAUCCAAUCGCCACUCUGCGCUUCUUCUUCUGGCUAGCCCUGUGCAUCUUUGUAGUCUACAGCAUUGCGUGGCACUACUACAUGGCAUGUACUGUUCCGCCUGGUUCCGUAUGCCAUGGCCUCGGUGAUGCCGUUCCUGAAAGAAGAAGUGGUCCCGGAAGCAGCAUCUGGUGGGCGCGCUACAGAGCUAGAGCAGCCAAAGCGUCGGGUCCCAAACAGAUCGAUCUAAGUACAACUUCACCACAAAUACUGGCACAUGGUCAGCCAGAAGCUGCCGCACCAGUUCGAGUUUCUUCCGUGGCCGAUCUCAAAAAGCUCAACAAGGCGCUCGAUGGGCUCGACAGCAACAGAGCCAGAUCUGCCUCGGUCACAACCGCUUCCAGAUCAUCUUCUGUCCUUAAUCCGCCCUUGUCGCCGUCGCAUCGAACCUCGAGCAGCAGCGAUGCAGGUACUCCCAAAAUCUUGCCCAAAAGCGACCUCCCUCUUUCCAUUCACGAUCUCAACCCUGGCUUCAUCUCUACACCCGCCCAGCUCGACACGGAAUUUUCAACCAACAUUCUUUUUGCUCGACUCGCCGACCGCCAAAGUCAAGACAGCCUAGCUCUCGAGCCCGCUCUUGACCAACCUGGGGCAGAAGAUCACGACGAGAUCGACAACGAUGACUCCGACGACCAAGACCUCUUCCCCCUCGCAGGCAUGUGCUAUAAAUGUCCCCAGCUCCCCCUCGUCAAAGCCCUCACCGUGCUCCCACCUGAGCUGCGCAAAAUUGAGAAACAGAUUCGAACCAACAAGCCUUCCCAGACAUUCGACCCCAAACUCUCGGCUGACGACAUUGACGAAGGCGAAGCCGAAGUACGUCGUUGGUUGGGCGACGAAGCCUCGGUCAAGCUUGUCGCACCACCCAAACCCGAGCGAGCGCAUCACUGUCGAGCAUGCAAGACGUGCACGCUCAAGUUCGACCACCACUGUCCCUGGCUCAACCAGUGUGUGGGCCUGGGCAACGAGCGCUAUUUUGUACUUUUCAUGGUCUGGCUCAGUUUUGGCUGUGCGAUUGUCGUCGGCUCGGGCGUUGGAGUGAUGCGAAGAUCGUUGAGCUGGAGCGCGCAGUGGGACUAUGCGUAUACGCCGCGCGUAUUGGUGAUGCUUCUCUUCAUUCUAGCGCUCGUCAUGGGCCUCGCGCUAGCCGUGAUGGCCGCGUGGCAGCUGAUCCUCGUUUCGAGAGGUGAGACGAGUGUUGAAUCGCAGGACAAUUCGCACUACAGGCAGCUGGCUAAGAGCCGUGGCCAAGAGUUUGUCAAUGUCUAUGAUGUUGGUACGAGGCGCAACCUCGCCUUGUUUUUCAACGUAGGUCAGGGAUCCAAGUACAGUUGGUGGACCGUGCUGCUGCCGGUAAGAGUGCCGCCGUACUCGGAUGGAUGGCAUUUCGCCAAGAGGAGGGGCUUAGGUGGCAAACAUGCGGGCAUCGAGUUGCAAGAGCAGCUCACCGACGAAGAAUUCGAUGAUGAGCAUUACCAGGCGUCGACCAACGCAGAGCACAUCAAGGUGCCCACUCUUUAG
Molecule: messenger RNA, 1815 nt
Organism: Mycosarcoma maydis (corn smut)
Lineage: Eukaryota; Fungi; Basidiomycota; Ustilaginomycetes; Ustilaginales
Exons: 1
Coding region: 1-1815 (604 amino acids)
Molecular function (GO): palmitoyltransferase activity
Source: RefSeq, a predicted model, not a curated record